UGUCACACCCCGACCAUAUGUACAACAACCCUCAAUCCGCUGGUGGUCCCCCACAACAUAGGUCAAAGGGUCAACCUCAAGUUCCACCACCUGGUGCUGACCUCCAGCUGUGGGGCUGGUUCAAGGCUGUCGAUACCGAUAGCUCCGGUGUUCUUACUGUAGAUGAGUUGCAGCGCGCGCUUAUUAACGGUGACUGGAGCCCCUUCAACAUCGAGACAGUUCGUACAAUGGUGAAUAUGUUUGAUUCUGAUAACACUGGAACUAUCGACUUUCAAGAAUUCACAGGUUUAUGGAAGUAUAUCGAAGACUGGAAGAGAUGCUUCCAGGCUUUUGAUCUCGAUGGCUCCGGCAGUAUUGAUCGUAAUGAGAUGACCAACGCGCUGCGCUCGUUUGGAUACAACGUCUCUGGCCAGUUUGUCAAUACUCUUAUCCAAAAGUUCGAUCGUUUCGGCCAUGGCAAUGUUACAUUUGAUAACUUUGUUCAAGCAUGCGUUACUGUAAAGACACUGACAGACUCAUUUCGUACUUUUGAUACCGACAAUGAUGGUUGGAUUCAAAUCAACUAUGGCCAGUUCUUGGACCUUGUCAUGCGUCAACAUGCUUAAGCCGGUUUCGUACAUGUAAACCAUAUAUUAAAACAAAAAUCAAACAAAAAAAGCUUGAAAAUUCCCAUCUGUUUUGCAUGGCUUGAGAAAAAUAAAUAUAUAUCCAUUUAAUAAACAUACUUUAUAUGCCUACUAUCACGUUUUCUUUCUUUUCAUUUCUUUUUGAAAACGCCUGUAAUGUUAAAAUUGACCAAAUUAAUAAUAAAAUAAACUAUUUCUGCUUAGUCUGUAUU
This is a messenger RNA of Phycomyces blakesleeanus NRRL 1555(-), 838 nucleotides long. RefSeq lists its product as hypothetical. The transcript has 5 exons. Bases 18 to 605 code for a protein of 195 amino acids. Lineage: Eukaryota; Fungi; Mucoromycota; Mucoromycetes; Mucorales; Phycomycetaceae. Gene Ontology annotation, molecular function: calcium ion binding. The record is from RefSeq and is a predicted model, not a curated record.